Molecule: messenger RNA, 2511 nt
Organism: Aegilops tauschii subsp. strangulata
Lineage: Eukaryota; Viridiplantae; Streptophyta; Magnoliopsida; Poales; Poaceae
Source: RefSeq, a predicted model, not a curated record
AUGGCAGAACCAACCACCGCUGAUUUGGCCAAGAUGAUCGAGGCCUUGACUGCAACGGUGGCGUCCCUGCAGACGUCCGUCGCCGCACUGCAGAAGGAGAAGUCUGCCUCCUCGUCGGGCGCUGACGGGGCCCACGAUGGGCAGCACCACAACGAUCGACCACCCCGGUUUCAGAAGAUGGACUUCCCCAAGUUCGACGGCAAGUCCGACCCUCUCGCAUUCAUCAACAGAUGCGAGUCCUUCUUCCAUCAACAACGGAUCGCCGAGGAGGAGAAAGUGUGGAUGGCGUCAUACAAUCUCGAGGGUACUGCCCAAUUGUGGUAUAUGCAGGUCCAGCGCGACGAGGGCACACCUCCGUGGCGCCGCUUCACCGAGCUGCUCAAUCUCCGCUUUGGGCCACCUCUGCGCGCUAACCCGCUGGGCGAACUGAUGGCAUGCAAGCGCACAACGUCCGUCGUCGACUUCCAGGAGCGGUUUGAGGCGCUCCUUCCCCGGGCAGGCUUCUUAUCGGAGACACAGAAGGUUCAGAUCUUCACCGCGGGACUCCAGCCACCCCUCAGCCUCGACGUGGAGAUCCACAACCCGCAGUCCCUCGCCGUCGCCAUGAGUCUCGCCCGCAAGUUGGAGCUGCGCGACCAGUGCGCGCUCGCCUCCGCGCCACCGGUUCGUUUUCAGCAGAAGAGGGCAUCCUGCCGGCGCCCGUACCACGCCUCGCGCCCCCCGCACCGGCACCACCAGCCGCACCCCAGCCUGCCCCCGUUCUGCCGGAAGGGCGCCAAAUCAAACGCCUGUCACAGGCGGAGAUGGAGGAACGCCGUCGCCUGGGCCUCUGCUUCAAUUCGCAUCUUUCUCCUCGACCUGGCGCCAGACGACGACGACGACGACGCGGCCUCCGCCACCGCUGAUGCCUCGCCGGCCGACCCUCGGAUCUCGCUCCACGCAAUCUCCGGCGUGCGCACGAGCGAGACCAUGCAGAUGCAUAUCACACUCGGGGGUGUCUCCCUCCUCGCCCUGAUCGACUUCGGCUCCACCCACAACUUCAUCGCCGAGGAGGCGGCCGCCCGUGCUACACUGCCAUCCCCCACCCCUGAGAAGAUGCGCGUAACGGUGGCCAACGGCGAGCGCGUUCCGUGCCAGGGCGCAUACCGCGCCGUGUCCUUCCACAUCGACCAAGAGGCGUUCUCGGAGGAUUUCCUCGCCUUGCCGCUCGCGGGCUACGACGUCGUCCUGGGCACGCAGUGGCUUGCGACGCUUGGACCGAUCCUGUGGGAUUUCCGCACCCUCUCCAUGACGUUCUGGCGGGAGGGCCAUCGGGUGUGCUGGCGCGGCAUUGCAAGACCGGCUGGACCAGCCCUGAAAUCAUGCAGCGGCCGCGACUUCCUCGACGCCAUCAUCACCGAGUUCGACGGCAUCUUCGCCGAACCCUCCGGCAUGCCACCACCCCGCGGCUGCGACCACGGCAUCACCCUGCUGCCCGGUUCCGCUCCGGUGGCCGUCCGUCCGUAUCGCUACCCGGCCGCGCACAAGGACGAGCUGGAGCGUCAGUGCGCUGCCAUGCUCGCCCAGGGCAUCAUCCGACGCUUCUGCAUCGACUACCGCGCCCUGAACGCCAUCACUGUCAAGGAUGCGUUUCCCAUCCCGGUGGUGGACGAACUCCUCGACGAGCUCCGGCGCGCUCGUUUCUUCACCAACCUCGACUUGCGCUCCGGCUACCACCAGGUGCGGAUGCGCGCAGAGGACAUCCCAAAGACUGCCUUCCGCACCCACGACGGCCUCUACGAGUUCCUGGUGAUGCCGUUCGGCCUCUGCAACGCACCGGCGACGUUCCAGGCACUCAUGAACGAUCUGCCGCGGUCGUACCUGCGCCGUUUCGUUCUCGUCUUCUUCGACGACAUCCUCAUUUUCAGCGAGACGUGGGCCGACCAUCUCCGACAUGUGCGCACCGUCUUCACCGUCCUGCACCAGCACCGGCUCUUCGUCAAGCGAUCCAAAUGCGCGUUCGCCGUCGAGUCGAUCUCCUACCUGGGUCACACCAUCUCAGCUGCAGGAGUGGCCAUGGACCCGGAAAAGGUGCAGGCAGUGGCCGACUGGCCGCAGCCACGCUCGGCGCGCGCGGUCCGGGGGUUCCUCGGCCUUGCGGGGUACUACCGCAAGUUUGUCAAGGAGUUUGGCGUGGUCGCCGCGCCCCUAACGGCCCUCCUUUGCAAGGACGGCUUCUCCUGGUCGCCGGAGGCGGUAGCAGCUUUUACCGCCCUCAAGACGGCGGUCACCAUGGCUCCCGUCCUCGCGUUGCCGGACUUCACACGGCCGUUCAUCGUCGAGUGUGACGCCUCUAUGUACGGCUUCGGGGCCGUCCUUCUCCAGGACCAGCACCCGGUGGCUUUCUUUAGCCGGCCGGCCGCGCCUCGUCACCGUUCCCUGGCAGCAUAUGAACGGGAACUCAUCGGCCUGGUGCUCUAUUCGUCAUUGGAGACCAUACCUCUGGGGCCGCCAAUUUGUGGUAAAAACUAA